CACAAAACUUUGAUGCUAGUGUGUGGGGACUCGGGAGUCAACCUCAACACCAUGGUGACGGAGCAGCGUUAUAACAACGCGGCAGGGAGCUCGCUUCUUCUGUGUAAAGCUUAUAGCUCAGUUGCAUUCGACCCCAAUCAAAGCAGCUUCGGAUCCGACCACAACCUACCUUUUACCCCACGAAUCCUUCACAGUUCCCUUGUAUGCUCGCAUUGUCCGUCAUCAGGUGGGCCCGCAGAUAAGUGAGACCGCAAAUUUGCCAGCUAGAAGCGGAGCAACUAGGAUGGGGAACGUUGUGGCGCGCCCGCAAAUGUCAUGGUCGGACAAGCUUCUGGUGCAGUUCCUGCUGUUGGUGGACCGCAUUUGGCCGUGGUACCGUAUGCCGGUGAUCCUCGGGGUCCUGUAUCUGGAUGCGCGGAAGCACCUGAUGCAACGCAACAAUCUGAAGCCAGUCGGCAAAGACCAGAAGUUCAGCUUCGAUCCCAAGGCCUUCACGUAUCGCUCAUUGGACGGCACCCACAAUGACCCAGACGACGCGCAGGCAGGGGCGUAUGGCUCCUUCUUUGGGCGCAACAUGGUACCGCAGAACGAGAUCAACGCUAAGGGUGCUACCUCUCCCCCUGACAUCCAAGACCCUAACCCAUUUUUGGUGGCGCAAACCCUGCUGGCCCGCCCGCCCCGCACUACUGUCCCCAGCAAGCUGUCGCCUUACACCAACACAGGCACCCAAUUCAACGUCCUGGCCGCGUCCUGGAUCCAGUUCAUGAUCCACGACUGGUUCGACCACCUCGAGGGGGGGCCAGGAAGCACUGCCCUGGAGGCCCCCCCGGGACUGAACGGCUGCCCACUCCGCAGGAUGACCUUUCACCCCACGGUUAAGGAGUCGACCGGCAUGACUAACCCACGGGAGGGGCACAUCAACAUCCGCACCCCUUGGUGGGAUGGUUCCGCAGUCUACGGCCAAACCCCCGAGAAGGCCACCUCCCUGCGCACCGGCAAGGGGGGGAAGCUCAUUGACGGCGGGGACACGCUCGCGCACGGCCCGGACGGCGUAGCACGUGUGGGUGACGUCAGGAACUCUUGGAUCGGCGUCAGCCUGCUGCAGGACCUGUUCGUCAAGGAGCACAACGACGUGGCCCAAAUGCUGAGCGAAUGGUACCCGACUUGGGAUGACGACCAGCUGUACAACAAGGCCCGCCUGGUGGUCGCGGCGGAGAUCGGCAAAAUUCACACCAUCGACUGGACGUGCGAGCUGCUCAAGAUGCCCACCCUGAACGUUGCCAUGAAGGCCAACUGGUACGGCCUCUUCGGCAAGUGGGUCAAGGAGCACCUGGGCCACACGGGGAUCUCCGAGCUGAGCGGUUUGGUCGGGUUACCCAAACCCGACAACCACGGCGUGCCCUACUCGCUAACCGAGGAGUUCUGCUCGGUCUACCGCAUGCACAGCCUGCUGCCGGACGAGAUCGAAGUCCUGGACGUGCGCGCGAGCAUACUCGUGGACGGCAAGCCGCCGCCCAAGAAGCUGGUGCCCAUGGAGGACCUGCACGGCAUCCAGGGCGAGCGGACGCUGCUCGAGGAGGGGCCCCUCGUCAUGCUGACGUCACUCGGGUUCCAGUCGUGCGGCCUGCUCUGCCUGAACAACUACCCCAACUUUAUGCGCGACAUCGCGCCGGAGAACGUCGAUGGCACGCCGCGUGGCGACCACGUUGAUAUGGCUGCGCUCGAGAUCUGGCGCGACCGCGAGCGGAACGUGCCCCGGUACAACAACUUCCGGCGCCAGCUGCACGCGGCGCCCAUCAAAACGUGGGCGGACCUGACGGGCCCGGACGACACAGAGACCCAAAGCAAGCUGCGGUCGGUCUACGGAGACGACGUCGAGAAGCUGGACCUGCUGGUGGGCAUGCAGGCGGAGCGAUUCAUACCGGGCUUCGCCAUCAGCGAGACCGCUUUCUACAUCUUCAUCAUCAUGGCCAGCAGGCGCCUGGAAGCGGACCGGUUCUUCACGUCCGACUUCCGGCCUGAGGUGUACACCCCCGAGGGCUUUGAGCGGGUGCGGUCCACCGAGGGAAUAGCGGACCUCCUCAAGAGGCACUACCCAGACUUGUACUCCGCCUUUUUGGCCUCCAAGGGCAUCAGCGGUUUCAACACGUGGGAUGCGGUCCCGCCCAAGACGAGCUGGCUGCCGCAGCUCAUCCAGUUCCCGAGCAGCGACGGGGGGCCGAUCACCACUUGAAAACCGCUCGGUUCGUCCUUCCCCGGGCUCGAAAACCUUUUGGUUUACGAUUCCCCGGGCUCGAGAAUUUCAGUGGUUUCCGUUCCCCGGGCUUGAGGCUCAGGCGCAUCAGAGCUGCAGGGGGCCGGUCGAAGGCCCGUGACUGGCCCCACUUUGCGUGAGCGACUACUUGAAAUAUAUACAAAAGAUUAUAAGCUUUAUCCACCCACUUGUAUAUUGAGACUAUUUUAAGACUGAAAGUGGCUCCGUAUAUACACAUAGUACAGUUGAAUGCAAAUUCCAGACAUUUACUAUUCAGUAGUAGUACUUAUACGUUUUAGGUUGCAAUCUGUUUUGCAACCGGCCACCGACUUAUCCAUAAUAGAAAUGCCCUUAAAGGUCAUCCUUCGUUGUGGGAGUUGAUAAAAUUUGUACCAUAGGUCAUAACCAUGCUGAUUUUGUAGCUAGAAUCCCCCAAGAUCAGAGGCUCGACACCGUUGCAAGACUAUCAGUAUAAAAAGUAGGGCCCGUAUACGGCAUUGCUUCAAACUCCCAUAUGGGAGCGCUAGGGGAGCGCUAUCUCAUCUGUAACACAGCAAAUGUAAUUUCAUCUGAAGGCUUAACGCUUGGCAGGAGAUUAGGGCCGUAGUUGUGUCGGAUCCCAUGGCCCGCAACAUAACAUCCAAAACCCUUAGCAACG
Molecule: messenger RNA, 2912 nt
Organism: Klebsormidium nitens
Lineage: Eukaryota; Viridiplantae; Streptophyta; Klebsormidiophyceae; Klebsormidiales; Klebsormidiaceae
Source: the annotation of a GenBank genome assembly